AAAAGGGUACGAUUGUAUUCGUAUCCUUAUCGACGAUCUCAAGCUAGGACGGAAGCUAUGCGUCUUUCUCAGAGACUUUCGUGUUAACGAUCGAUACGAGUAACUUACGCACUUCCCUCUCCUUUUCCUUUUUUUAUCGAAUUGAAUUUAUUUUUGGAAACCGAUUAAUAUAUUCGAAGAGUCACGAGAGGACGAUACUCUACAUCGAUAUGUGUAACAUCGAUCCGUAACAGCAUUGCCCAAGUGUGAUCGAUGAAAGCCAGCAAGAAAGUCUAUUGUAAUUCGUGGAUGGUCGCGACCCGACUGUAUUUAUACAUGUGCAGGUAUGGCCGUGGUCUUAGUCGGUGCGAGCCUGUCCAUCCUUGAGGAAAUUAGUUUUUUUUUUCCCCAACCAACUGCCCUGAUUCCAUGAUCCUCGAGGAACCUGUAGACCAGUUACUAGGUUAGCUCAGGGAACACCCGAUUAGUGCGGUGAUACAGUGCGAUUGGAUUACAAACCAUGAAGUUCCUCUUGCUCGCUUGUCUACUGGUUACGAGCUUAUUAUUAUUAUCAUCAUCCGUCACCGCGAAAACCGAAAUCGAGGAGAAUGCCGAGGAGAAGCCGGAGAUUACAAAGUUGGAGGUGGUUGAUCUCGGCGAGGGCGAGGGCGACGUCGAUACCAAAGACGGGGAAGAAGUUCAGAAAAAGAGGGAUUCGGGAUACUCGUACAGGAGACCGGCCCACCACGCUUUAGCCUCGAGAGCUCGUUUCCAAGUUGGACAAUCCGGAGGGCGCAUAGUUAAUAGACAUCCCGCGCAAAUAAAUAGACCCGUUACGAAAUACGGUCCUCCAGGUUAUCACAACUCGUCCCCGACGAGGGUGACCUCGUUGCACGGUCAACAGCAUCGAGACAAAUUGCAAUUCCACGGGCAACAUCAACAUUCGAGCAACUUGGAUGGCCGUCCAGGUGGGCCGUUCGAGCAGGAGGUGCCCAGCCCGAUUAGACAGGUCGAUUUCGUCGAACCGAAUCCAAUAUCCAGUCAAAACGACGAACCGUUCGCCGCCCAUUCGGCCAAUUACUUGCCACCCCACAAUCAAAAGUUGCCCGGCCCUUCCACGCCGCAGAUCUUCGCGCCCGUCCACCAGGGGCAACAACAGUUGGCAAAUUUUCAAAAUGGGGACGUCGGCCAGCCGCAAGGACAGAUAUCAGACGCGGCCCUUUUCCUCUCCCAAAACGCUCAAGCCAUACAACAGCUUUACGGCGCCCCUCCGAACGAGCAGGAUUUCGCGCCGAACGCCGACCAAUUCCUAGGCCACGCGCACAAUCAAGUGCAAAGUCCGAACAGCCAGUUGCAAGCCAGCUUCGAGGCCACGUCUCAAAGCCCGCAAAACUUCCCAGGACCGUUGCCGUCUUACGCGUCUGGAACCCUCACCGCCCAAGAGACCCUAGAACAGAUACAAUCGCUGGAAAAGGAUAGGCUGAUCGCCCAAUUGCAGCGCCAGUUGCUCGCCACCCAGGCCCAGGCCCAGGCGCAAAACGUAGCUGGAAGGUACGCUGAAAAUCAGCCGGGCUUCGUCCAGAAUCAAGACCUUCUGGCUUCGAUCGGGCAGCGAAUCACGAAGAUUCACGGUCUAAACGCGGCGGGCACCGUGAACUUCGCUUCCGGAAAUACAGCUUUCAAUCAAUCACCUUUUUUGCCAGGGACGACAACGAUCGGUCCGGGGUUUCCGCUUAGCUACGGACCGUCCACCACCGUUCGGCCCUCGACCACCACCGCGGCGACAACCACCACCACCGCCGCAACAACCAGCAACACCGUGCAACCCCCUCGGCCGGCCAAACCCGAUGGAACCUCUCAACUCGACUCUUCCCUACCCCAAGUCCCCCAAGUCUACGGAGGACUCGUCCCCUUCCUGCCCGCCGCCGCCGCUUUCGUCCCCUCCUACGGACCCGCGUUCCUUGCACCCGCCUCCCCCCUCACACCCAUCCACACCCCCUCCCCCUCCUCCUCGCCCACGCACUUCGGCCUCCCCAUACCAACGGACCACAAACCCGCCGCCGGGCAUACCCCCGCACCACCCACCUCCUCCACCACUCCUUCAUCGUCCCCUCCCCUUCACCCCGCGCCCCUCCACCCCGUCACACCCCUUCACCCGGUGCUCCCUCCUGCGACACACGCGCAUCCCCCACCGACCACGCAUCCCGGCUACGGAUUGCAAACGGCGGUAAUCAAUCCUCCUCUCCUGUACAAGCCCAUCAAACCGGUCUAUCCGUUCUACUAUUACCAGAACGUCGCGUAUCAGGUACCGAAGCCGGCGUUGCCCACUUAUCCGUGGAGCUACGCGCCGACCUACGCGACCCAGGCGAAACCGACCCAAAUAUGGUAA
Messenger RNA from Apis florea (little honeybee), 2368 nucleotides. RefSeq lists its product as uncharacterized. Lineage: Eukaryota; Metazoa; Arthropoda; Insecta; Hymenoptera; Apidae. The record is from RefSeq and is a predicted model, not a curated record.